Gamsiella multidivaricata is the source of this 1686-nucleotide messenger RNA. Its product is annotated as origin recognition complex subunit 5 C-terminus-domain-containing protein. The record is from RefSeq and is a predicted model, not a curated record. The coding region runs from base 1 to 1686 and encodes 561 amino acids. Gene Ontology annotation, cellular component: nucleus; nuclear origin of replication recognition complex. Lineage: Eukaryota; Fungi; Mortierellomycota; Mortierellomycetes; Mortierellales; Mortierellaceae. Gene Ontology annotation, molecular function: DNA replication origin binding. Gene Ontology annotation, biological process: DNA replication; DNA replication initiation. The transcript is spliced from 6 exons.
AUGACACAGCUCUCGCUAAAGGAACAGCUCCGCAAUGCAUUUCCAGGACGGGCAAGGCAGAUCGAUCAGAUCCUCGGUUUCAUGGGAAAGCCAUGGGCUCCUACCCCGCCCGCGUUAUUGAUCAAUGGAAACUCAUCCCUAGGAAAGACAGCUGUUAUUAGAGCAACUCUUUCCACCAUGCUCGGGAGCACAAGUCCCAGUCGCUUUGCGUUUCUCGACUGCGUAGAAUGUCAUACCCCCCGCCUGAUCUUUGAGCACGCCAUCUAUCAGUUUCGCAACGCUCCUCAGCACUUCCCAAUGCCUUCGCUACUAGCAAAGGAUGCAGAUGAUACCAAGGACGGCAGUGCACACAUGGACAAUCUCUCCAGCACACGCACAAAAAACACCACGAUGUUAAAUAAAGAGCCGCGGAAAAGGAAAAGGAGAUCAUCUCAGGAAGACACUCCGUGGGACAAAUGCGAGAACAUCAACGAGUUUGUAGAAUGGUGUCGGAAGAUUUGCGACGAGGACAAUGGGCAGGGCCCGCAUAAUCGACGACAGGAUACCCGGUACCUUGUCCUCGACAGAGCAGAGCGGCUCCGCGAUACUGCCCCGAACCUGAUCCCGGUCCUCAUGCGGCUGCAGGAACUUACCAGCCGCAACAUCUGUGUCAUCCUGAUCACAACAAUCGUCUGGGAAAAAUUCCGGUCAAAGACAGGAGGAUACGAGCCCAUCAUCCUGAACUUUCCACAAUACUCAAAAGAUAUGUUCGUUGUCCUAGUCUUUACAGGGACUACCCCUUAUGCUCCUCGGCUGAUGUUUACAAUUGCUAUCCUGGAGCGAGACUUGCCUACAGGCGAAGACAAAGACCUUUACAUGAGAUUCCUCGAGCUCGUCUAUGAUGUCUUUCAGCGUAAUUGCAAAGAUCUCAAUGAGAUUCGACACCUGGUCGCGCUCCUCUUUCCGCUCUACGUCAAGCCAGUGAAAGAAGGGAGAAUCCAAAAACACGAGGGAUUGAAGCUUCAUCGACACAUCCAGGCAUAUUUUGUUGAGGCUAUGGACAAGCUGUAUUUGCGAGAAAUCUCAAGCACAGAGUGGUCGGACCGUGCCCUUGUACCAGCUCCAGGAUCUUUACACAGCAAACAUGACCGAUCAGGCGCUCUAGGAGGCGGCAUCGGAGAUACCUCGGUUAUCCGAUCCGUAAUAGGCUCCACAGGAAGUGAACGGGCGCUGAUGAGCGCUGUCGAUGUCCAGAAUACAUUCGAUCUGCCAUACUUUACAAAGUUCAUCCUCAUCGCGUCCUUCCUGGCGUCGUACAAUCCGCCCCGACUGGACAUGCGUUACUUUGCCAAAGUCUCAAAUCAAGGCGGCAAAAUGACCAAGCGCGCCAAAGUAUCGGCAUCCAAGAGGCAUGGACAUGAUCAGAUGGGAUCCAAACUGCGACAGCAAUUGCUCGGCCCCAAGACAUUUCCGAUAGAGCGGAUGUUGGCCAUCUUCUACAGUAUUCUGGACGAGGAAGUCGAGGAAAACGUGAAUGUUCACACACAGAUCGCUUCUCUUGUUUCGCUGCGGCUCCUCCAGCGGGUUACGCCCAUGGACAAGCUGGAUUCAAUCAAAUGCAAGUGCAAUGUCAGCUAUGAUAUGAUCAAGGCUCUGGCCAAGAGCACCAAGUUCGAUAUCGACAAGUACCUGUACAACUUUACAUAA